AUGAAUGUAAUAUUCCAACCCCGUACAUAUGAUGACCCAUUCAAUGUCGUGACUUCCCGGCUUGUCCCCCCUUCCUCAGAAGAACUUGACACCCUGCGAGUCAUCCUGGCCGAAAAUCUGAGCCCUCCCCUUCCGAACGAGGACAUUCAGCGCCUUGAGCAGCACCUCGUUGUCGAUGCCGUGUAUGUCAGUGCCCCUCGUCCCCUCCCCCUGCCCCAGCUCGUACACGGUCAGCACGCUGCCCUUCUGCCCCGUCUCCUCGACGUACUUCUCGAUCUUGCGCGCCCACUCCUCCGGCUUGCGCCAGUACACGAACACGACGUCCCCCUCGCCCCCUCCCCCCUCCCCUCCUCCCCCGUCACCGCCGCCGCCGGACGCGUACUCGAUCCGCCCGUCCCGCCUCAUGAAGUCGAGCAGCUCGCGGAUGUCGGGCAUGCCCAGCCGGCGGUCCAGCCGGCGGUUGUAGAAGAGGUCCGAGUCGGCGGCGGCGGAGAGGCCGAGCCGGAAGACGCGGUGGUGGCGCGCGUAGGCCAGGACGAGGGCGGACCACUUGGACAGCUGGGCGUGGUGGGUGGUCAGGCGGGGAACGAGUACUCGCGCGGGAAGCGGAAGGGCGCGUCGGCGCCCGCGGCGGCUGUGGAUGCGGCGGCCAUGCUGGGGAGUGCAAAAGAGGGGGAUUCCGGGACGCUUUCGCUCGCCGCCUGGGUGUGUGUUGGUCUCGGUCUGGUUGCACAGCUUCUCAAAUUCGGGGGGAGAUUGAACGGCCGGUGUUGGAGGGGCACAAGGUUGAACUACGUAGAUGAUGGUGGGGCCGAACAGCUGGAGCCACCAACCAUUUAA
Molecule: messenger RNA, 840 nt
Organism: Clonostachys solani
Lineage: Eukaryota; Fungi; Ascomycota; Sordariomycetes; Hypocreales; Bionectriaceae
Source: the annotation of a GenBank genome assembly